ACAGUUGCUAACGCAUGCGCCGUGGCGCCACGCUCUAACCGCGAGCCUGAAGUCGCUGUCAGUCGGAGCGGCGCAAACAUGGCGGCGUACACAAGCGAGCUCGAAAUGGCCAAGAAGAACCUGUGCGAGGCGCUGGGAGACAACAGUAAACAGUACUGGGCUAACCUCAAGCUCUGGUUCAAGCAGAAGAUCAGCAAGGAGGAGUUUGACAUUGAAGCGCGACGAUUCCUGACGCAGGAGAACGUUCACUUUCACAACGACUUCCUACUGGCCAUCCUGACCCGCUGCCAGAUCAUGGUCGCUGUGCCAGACAGUUCGGGUUCAAUGUCCUGGCCUGCCAACUCCACCUCCAAGCCCGGCAAGUCCAAAGGCAAGAAGCGCUUCUCGUCUGUGCGCCAGAAGUUUGACCAUCGUUUCCAGCCCCAAAGCGCGCUGUGCGCUGGGCCACCGCUGGGCAGGAAGGAGCCCCCCAUGGAGGACGACGACGUACGACUGAGCGCCCACACCCUGCUGCUGCCCACUCGCGGGCAGCUGGAGGCACGCAUGAUGGUGACGGCCUUCGAGCUGGGGCUGGGCAACGUGGCCGACGAUGCGGUCAGCACCUUGGUCUGCGCCGUGGAGUACCACCUGAAGGACAUCCUUAUGGCCGUCUUCUCCCGGCGCCGGGCGUACCGCCUGAGGGACGGUCAAUUCCAGUACGCCUUUGGCAGCGGCGUCACCCCUCAGCCCUACCUGAAGAAUAGCGUGGCAGCUUACAGCAGCAUCAGCGACGGGCCCCUCUCCGGUGUGUCCCUCCCGGCUGGCCUGACGCCGCAGCUUCUCCCAGACGAGGCCGAGCAGCAGGCUGCCCUCCUCCUGGCCUGCUCUGGGGAUCGGCUGCCCCCCUCCCUGCCCCCGGUCACCAUGUUGGACCUCCUGGAAGCCCUGCAGAUUCAUCGAGAGGCCAUCCCGUCGCACACCGUCUACGCCCUGAACAUCGAGCGCAUCCUCGCCCGCUUGUGGCACCCCGGUCACGACGAGCUCGAGCAGGACGUCACUCACCAGCAGCGGCUGGCGGCCAAGGAGGGCAUGCUCAUCUGCUGACCAUCAUGGCGUGCGAUGCCCAUAGACUGGACUGAACUGACCUGCAGCAGUAGUUUGCAGGGCGGGCGAGUGACCAGACAGACUGGUCAGUGUCGCCCGAUGCCCACUUUGUAAAUAUUAAAAGUUAUUGUUUUUCAA
Molecule: messenger RNA, 1221 nt
Organism: Erpetoichthys calabaricus (reedfish)
Lineage: Eukaryota; Metazoa; Chordata; Cladistia; Polypteriformes; Polypteridae
Gene: tada1
Product: transcriptional adaptor 1
Exons: 8
Coding region: 79-1083 (334 amino acids)
Biological process (GO): regulation of transcription by RNA polymerase II
Cellular component (GO): SAGA complex
Molecular function (GO): transcription coactivator activity
Source: RefSeq, a predicted model, not a curated record